AUGUCGAAUCAAUACAGCGAUGAAAUUUUCUAUUUUAUCAUCAUUCAAUACAGCUUCAAUCACUCGAUUGCCAUCUCUGAAAAACUCAUCACUAUGCGAACAAUCUUCUUCAACGCAAUUCUCUGUUUUUUCAUUGUUAUCAUUGGCGUCACACUUUCAUCGAGUGUCUCACUUGACCAAGAAGAUCGUGUUCCUGCACAUAUGGAUUGGAUUGACUUAGAUAGCUACGCUUCGUCUCAUCAACUCGAUGCCCGUGCUGCUAAAUCACGCUUUUGGAAACGUGCACCCCAUCGUCAUUUCUGGAAACGGUCAGCAUCCAUGAUCAACAAUGAUUUAACCAAAUCCGAAUCCAAUUAA
Molecule: messenger RNA, 357 nt
Organism: Adineta ricciae
Lineage: Eukaryota; Metazoa; Rotifera; Eurotatoria; Adinetida; Adinetidae
Source: the annotation of a GenBank genome assembly